CUCGGCUUGCCUUCUCGAAUAGGAUCGAUGGAGAAUUUUUGCUGGUGCAACGUGAGAAUCAUGGACAUGUUCUGGACUAGUCCUUUUUUAUGCUCUAACAACCAGUGAUCCCACUGACAGGACUCUUCAGUAGUAGUGCCCAUUUGCCCCUCCCACUUCCUCAAAGAAUAUCCCCAGUCUUUGCCUGCGCUUUUGAACUCUGCGAGAAUCUUUUUCUCGUUCAUUUACAAACUCAUCAAUCUUGUCGCCCAUUGGCAUCCUUUUUCAAGUUUUUUCCGUGCCACCCAAAUCCUUCACUAUGAUUAUCUACCGGGAUAUCCUGACUGGUGACGAGAUCGUCUCAGACACCUCCAAAAUCAUCGAUGCCGGAAAUGGCUUGUGGGAGGUUGACGGCCAGAUGAUCAAGAAGGGUGCUGAUAACUUUGUUCUUGAUGGCGCGAAUCCAUCCGCAGAAGGCGAAGACGCUGAUGAAGGUGGCGACGAUGCCGGUGACAACGCCCCCGUUCUCGAUCUGGCGGAUCAAUUCAGACUGCAAAAGCUCGAGGGUGGUAUGUCCAAGAAGUCAUAUCAAUCCGAAUUGAAGAAAUACAUGAAGGCUUUGGUCGAGAAGCUCAAGGAGCUUGGAAAGUCCGAGGAAGAGAUCAAGAAGUUCCAGUCAGAGGCACCAGCAGCAGCCAAGAAGAUUCUUGGUAACUGGGAAAACUACGACAUCUACCAAGGAGAGUCCAUGGCUGAGAACGGCAUGUAUGUGUUGGUUGAUUUCCGCGAGGACGGCAUGACCCCUUAUGCCACCAUCUGGAGGGCUGGUUUGGAAGAAUACAAGGUGUAAAGCAUCCUUUGGACUACACUGGAUGUGAUGAGCAGCUUCCGAGGGAGAAGCAUGACCUCACGAAGCAAAUGCGAACAAUACCGACACACCAUGGACCUGAAUCUAUGGAGAGUGGUUGAGGUACCAGAGGCUGGGCUGAUCCGAGGCAUUCUGUGCAUAGAAAAGAAUCAAUCCUCCUUGGAUGGAGCAGGAAUAGAUGCAUGAUGAAUGAGAGUUCUACUGGAUCAAGCCAUUACCAUCUCGCAGAACUAACCGUUGAUUUCCUUCUGCUGGUGAUUUUAUCUAGCAUCAGGUCUUGGUGUAAGUGGCAAUGGUACUCGUAGUGCUGUCGCCCACAAUUGCAGCACUCGCUCGUGGCAAUUGGUCCCACUUGCUUUUCGGCCCGCCUACCCAUCUCUAGCCUUUCCCUUAACAAAUAACCGCUGACCCCGCCGUUGGGGCUCAG
Exophiala mesophila is the source of this 1274-nucleotide messenger RNA. RefSeq lists its product as uncharacterized. Gene Ontology annotation, cellular component: cytoplasm. Gene Ontology annotation, molecular function: calcium ion binding. The transcript is spliced from 4 exons. The record is from RefSeq and is a predicted model, not a curated record. Bases 299 to 829 code for a protein of 176 amino acids. NCBI's taxonomy places the organism in Eukaryota, Fungi, Ascomycota, Eurotiomycetes, Chaetothyriales, Herpotrichiellaceae.